Closterium sp. Naga37s-1 is the source of this 269-nucleotide messenger RNA. NCBI's taxonomy places the organism in Eukaryota, Viridiplantae, Streptophyta, Zygnematophyceae, Desmidiales, Closteriaceae. The record is from the annotation of a GenBank genome assembly.
GAUGACUCGUUGAUAGCAUUCCCUGAUAUAAAGCCAGCUGCUCACAAGCACAUACAGGUCAUUCCCAUCGAGCACAUACCAACAGUGAACGAUCUCACUCCCAGCGAAUCACAUAGACAGCUGGUGGAGAGCAUGGUGGCACUGGGUCAAAAGCUCGUGAAGGAGCAAGCACCCGAUGCCAAGAAGUACCACUUUGGCUUCCACCCCCCGCCGUUCAACAGCGUUGACCACCUUCACCUGCACUGUUUCGCUCUCCCCUUCCACUCCUC